AUGAGUCAGAAAGUUCCACGCGACAACACUCUGCUGCCGGAUCCAGUCCUCGAUAAAGAAAAGUCUCCCGUCUUCGUUAGAAGUAUUCUUGCCAAAUCGGGUCCUGCAAGUGCUUUGAUUUCAUUUUUAUUUGUGGGUAGUUUGGUUAUUUCACUUACCUAUUCCUUAGGGGAAAUGGCUACCUUGAUCCCAGUAUCUGGUUCAUUUCUUCAAUUUGUUACCAGAUUCUGUUCUCCUGCAUUAGGAGCAGCUAAUGGGUGGUCCUAUUGGUUUUCAUGGGCAAUUACUUAUGCAUUGGAAUUGUCUAUUGUGGGUAGAAUUGUUCAAUACUGGACAGAUGCUGUUCCAUUAUGGGCUUGGAUUACUAUGACCUAUGUUGGAUUAACUGCUUUGAAUUUGUUCCCGGUCAGAUAUUAUGGAGAAGUAGAAUUCUGGAUGGCUGCUAUUAAAGUUUUUGCUUUGCUCGUCUUCUUGCUUUAUGCAUUUAUUAUUGUUUGUGGUGCUGGACAAACUGGUCCAAUUGGAUUCAGAUACUGGAGAAAUCCUGGUGCAUUCGGACCUGGUAUCUUGGUUGAAAAUCAGAACACUGCCCGUUUCUUGGGUUGGCUUUCUUCUUUGGUCAAUGCAGUUUUUACCUUCCAAGGAACUGAAUUGGUAGGGAUUGCUGCUGGUGAAGCUUCAAAUCCUAGAAAGACCGUCCCUGCUGCCAUUACGAAAGUUUUGUAUAGAAUUUUGAUCUUUUUCAUCGGAUCUAUUAUUUUCCUUGGUAUGUUAGUUCCCUACGAUGAUGCUAGAUUAGAAGGUGAUUCUCAAGACACCAGAACUUCCCCAUUUAUUAUCGCAAUGAAUCUUGCCGGAACAAAAGUCUUGCCUGAUAUUUUCAAUGCCGUUAUUUUGACUACCAUUUUAUCAGCAGGUAAUUCAAAUGUCUAUAGUGGGUCAAGAAUCAUGUAUGGAUUAGCAGAAUCGGGAGUUGCACCAAAAUUUUUCCUUCAUACUACAAAGAAAGGUGUACCUUAUGUUGCUGUCCUUUUUACUGCUCUCUUUGGUUCAUUGGGAUAUUUGGCACUUGAUAGUAGAGGAAAAGGUACCGAGGCCUUUGAUUGGUUAUUGAACAUUUCUGCCACGGCUGGAAUGAUCUCAUGGGGAUUAAUUUCAUGCACUCACAUUAGAUUCAUGCAUAUCUUGAGGAGUAGAAAUAUAAGCAGAGACUCAUUACCUUACAAAGUUCCAUUCAUGCCAUAUGGUGCCUACUAUGCCGCUAUUGCUGUCUUUAUCGCCGUAUUUGUCCAAGGUUUCGAAGUCUUCUUUGAGUUCAAUGUAGAAGAUUUCUUCAUUUAUUAUAUUUCUUUGAUCUUUUUCGUUGUGGCCUACAUAUUCUUUUACAUAUUCUUCUAUGUAACUAAGGCGCAAACAGCCUUUUUGAUUCCUUAUGACGAAUGUGACAUUGACACCGGUGCAAGAGAAAUUGAUGAAAUGGUGUUUGAUGAUACUCCUCCAAAGAACCUUUGGGAAAAGUUCUGGUAUUGGGUUUCUUAG
Messenger RNA from Hemisphaericaspora subhashii, 1539 nucleotides. RefSeq names its product LYP1. The record is from RefSeq and is a predicted model, not a curated record. Lineage: Eukaryota; Fungi; Ascomycota; Pichiomycetes; Serinales; Debaryomycetaceae. Bases 1 to 1539 code for a protein of 512 amino acids. The transcript is spliced from 2 exons. Gene Ontology annotation, cellular component: membrane. Gene Ontology annotation, molecular function: amino acid transmembrane transporter activity. Gene Ontology annotation, biological process: amino acid transmembrane transport.